This is a messenger RNA of Liolophura sinensis, 2101 nucleotides long. RefSeq names its product BTB/POZ domain-containing protein KCTD15-like. Gene Ontology annotation, biological process: protein homooligomerization. NCBI's taxonomy places the organism in Eukaryota, Metazoa, Mollusca, Polyplacophora, Chitonida, Chitonidae. The record is from RefSeq and is a predicted model, not a curated record. Gene Ontology annotation, molecular function: protein binding. The transcript is spliced from 2 exons. Bases 1121 to 1900 code for a protein of 259 amino acids.
GGAGCGGUGGUCGGUGAUAGAAUCUCUGUUUUUGGAAAAGACUAAUGAUCACAGCUGGACUGUCACACACCUUGCGAUUGCACCGGUGGACUGUCACACAUCCUGUGGUUACACAGCUGGACUGUCACACACCUUGCGAUUACAUUGCUGGAUUGUUACAUAUCCUGUGCUUACACGGCUGGACUGUCACACUCCUUGUGAUUACAUUGCUGAACUGUCACAUAUCCUGUGAUUACACAGUUGGACUGUCACACACCUUGCGAUUGCACCACUGGACUGUCACAUAUCCUGUGAUUACAUAGCUGGACUGUCACACUCCUUGUGAUUACAUUGCUGGACUGUCACAUAUCCUGUGAUUACACUGCUGGACUGUCACACUCCUUGUGAUUACAUUGCUGGACUGUCACACUCCUUGUGGUUACACUGCUGGACUAUCACACAGCUGGUAAAUACACAGCUAGAUUCACACACAGCUGGUGAUGACACAUCGUGACACAUGGACCUGGUGAUGACACAGCUGGUGAUGACACAUCGUGACACAUGGACCUGGUGACCACACAGCUGGUGAUGACACAUUGUGACACAUGGACGUGGUGAUCACUCAGCUGGUGAUGACACAUCGUGACACAUGGGCCUGGUGAUCACACAGCUGGUGAUGACACAUCGUGACACAUGGACCUGGUGAUGAUACAGCUGGUGAUGACACAUCGUGACACAUGGACCUGGUGAUCACUCAGCUGGUGAUGACACAUCGUGACACAUGGACCUGGUGAUGACACAUCGUGACACAUGGACCUGGUGAUGACACAUCGUGACACAUGGACCUGGUGAUGACACAUCAUGACACAUGGACCUGGUGAUGACACAUCGUGACACAUGGACCUGGUGAUCACACAGCUGGUCAGGGCAAGGCAGUGCAUGGCUGCAGGAGAGGGCAGAGGAUGAUGGGAAGUACAGAACUACUUGUGUCUGCUCUGUUCAGGAAGUUUCUCACAAUAAUGGUCAAACAUGUGCAUACAAUAGUCAUCAUUAAUAAUGUGUUUGAAAGAUGAAAGCAUUUAAAAAUGAAUUUUGUGACUGUGGAUUGUUGAAGACAAGGUGUGUGUGAGAAGAGUGUGCCAUGGCCCAGGAUAUAAUCCACCUGAAUGUGGGAGGAUGUAUUUACAUGACCACAAAGUUAACCUUGACACGAUAUCCAGAUUCCAUGAUAGGAGCCAUGUUCAGCGGAGCUUUCCCCACCUCAAAGGACUCCAAUGGCAACUACUUCAUUGACAGAGAUGGUAGUAUUUUCAGGUACGUUCUGAACUUUCUGCGUUCUUCACGUCUGUCUCUGCCGGCUGAUUUUAAGGACCUUGACCUGCUGCUGACCGAGGCCGACUUUUACCAAAUACAACCGCUGCUGAGAGAGGUGAAGAGACUCAAGUCUGAGCAGGACAGGAAAUACUUGAGGUGUGGACAUUUCAUUGAGGUGAUUGAAGUUCGUGUGGGCUCAAUGGCCACAAUUCCCACGAAGAACGCACGAGUGAAGACUGUGGUGUCUGGCCAGGCCCGCGUGUUGUUGUCCUUGCCUACAUUGAUUAUCGGGGAGGAGGGUAAGGAGAAACUGCUGAAGAAGAGUGGGACAGAGUUCAUGGAGCUGGAGCUGAAUGGUUGUAACACCCGCUUACAGCUGGGCGAGUAUCUGCAUGCCACAGGCUGGAGUCUGGACAACUCAAAAAUGUCGUCUUCAUCUGGCUGUGAUACAAAGUCUCUAAUGAGCAACCUGAUGAUAGAGCAGAGUCACCGUGACCGCUGGUUCCUGGCUGUGCACUCAGCGACUACAGUGACCAUGGAGGCACAGCAUGGGGCUGAACCCUACGCACUGUCACAGCAGAAUGGGCUGCACUGUGACAUAGAAUAGUCACCUGGCUGUGUACUCAGUGACACAGAGAGGUCACCUAGCUGUUCACUCAGUGACCAUGGAGGCACAGCAUGGGGCUGAACCCUACGCACUGUCAUAGCAGAAUGGGCUGCACUGUGACAUAGAAUAGUCACCUGGCUGUGUACUCAGUGACACAGAGAGGUCACCUAGCUGUUCACUCAGUGACCAUGGAGGCACAGA